AUGGCCACAGAUAUCACCCCAGAGGCCAUCGGCUUCCUGUCUGCGGUGGGUGUCUUUGUGGUGUUUCUGGCCGUCCUCUUCCUCUUCAUCAAUAAGAAGCUGUGUUUCUCCCGCGUUGGGGGUCUGCCCUGUCUGGAGCAGCAUGGCCGCGGGAAACGCUCACGCAGCAGGCCCGGAGUCCGCCAGGGGCUGGUGAACAGUUACGGGGAUGGUGAGGAUCAGUCCAGCUCAUCGGAUAGCGAGGACGAGAUAGUGAAGCAGUUUGAGAUCUCAGUGUCUCGCUCUCAGAGCUUCCGCUCUACAGGGACCACCGAGGUUGUAGCCCAGGCUGCACCGGGAAAACGCCACAAGUUCACCCGCCUACUCUCUGACCAGGAGGAGGGCAGCACAGAGCCCUCAGACUGCGAAGACGUGGACGGAGACGUGAGCAGGCUGAGUUACCAGAACCCCCUGUCGUACGGGGAUGAGAAGCUGGGCUCCCUGGGGUCCCAGGAAAUGGCUGAGGGUCUGGACGGCCCACCACGGGAGGGCUCGCUGGACACAGGGGGCAGCCCGGCCCCCAACAUGAGUCACCAGGCCACCGAGGGGAGCCUUGAGAUGGAGACAGCCGUGGACAACCAGGGUGACGACAACAACGACCCUACAGACAGCUCCUCCACAUGGAGCCCAGAGCAGGAGCAUCUUCCUGUAGAGGAGGUCCUCCCUUGCCCCCCCAGCUCCACCUCACGCCCCCCUAUCACCAAAUGUGGUGACCUCGAGGUCACCCUGGACUACAAGGCCGCCUCUCAGAAGCUGUUUGUUACCGUUGUGACCGCGCGGGACAUCCCAGACAAAGGGCGCAGUGGGAUGGACUCGUGGCAGGUGCACGUGGUCCUGCUCCCGGCAAAGAAGCAGCGUCAUAAGACCUCCGUCCAGAAGGGGUCCGUGCCCGAAUUCAACGAGACCUUCCGCUUUUCACACCUGGAGCCUUCAGAGCUGGGUACCUCUGCCCUGCGCUUCCGGCUCUACGCCCUGGGGGGCCGGAUGUCCCGCGAGCGCAUGAUGGGGGAGAAGGUGGUCCGCCUUGAGGGGCUGAGCCCAGAGGGGGGAGAUAUGGACACCACGCUGGUGCUGGAGCCCCGCAGCAACAUGAAGAGUGUUGACUCUCAGGUCAGUCUAGCUGGGGUGUCCCAGAGUGACAGUGCGUCCUCCACCCAGUCUCUAACCCACGGGGGCGUCCCUGAGCUGCUGGUGGGCCUGUCCUACAACGCCACCACCGGACGCCUCUCUGUGGAGCUCAUCAAGGGAAGCCACUUCCGCAACCUGGCCAUUAACAGGCCGCCCGACACCUAUGGGAAGCUGACUCUGCUCAACUCAGUGGGCCAGGAGAUCUCCAGGUGUAAGACAUCAGUGCGGCGGGGGCAGCCCAACCCCGUCUACAAGGAGACCUUUGUGUUCCAGGUUGCCCUGUUCCAGCUGUGUGACGUCACCCUCAUGGUGUCCAUCUACAACCGCCGCAGCAUGAAGCGUAAGGAGAUGGUAGGCUGGCUCGCCCUGGGCCAGAACAGCAGCGGGGAGGAGGAGCAGCUGCACUGGCUGGACAUGAAGGAGUGUAAAGGCCAGCAGGUUUGUCGCUGGCACGUCCUCCUGGAAGCCUAG
Molecule: messenger RNA, 1638 nt
Organism: Salvelinus namaycush (lake trout)
Lineage: Eukaryota; Metazoa; Chordata; Actinopteri; Salmoniformes; Salmonidae
Gene: syt16
Product: synaptotagmin XVI
Exons: 7
Coding region: 1-1638 (545 amino acids)
Source: RefSeq, a predicted model, not a curated record